This is a messenger RNA of Symsagittifera roscoffensis, 2147 nucleotides long. RefSeq names its product perivitellin-2 67 kDa subunit-like. The transcript is spliced from 3 exons. The coding region runs from base 96 to 2030 and encodes 644 amino acids. NCBI's taxonomy places the organism in Eukaryota, Metazoa, Xenacoelomorpha, Acoela, Convolutidae. The record is from RefSeq and is a predicted model, not a curated record.
AUGAUCAACUCUUUCCGAUAUUUAUCAAGAAUGCUAGAAACUAUUCCGUAAUCUCAACUAUUUGAGGCAGGUCAUUUUAAUUUCUACCAGUGGAUAUGAAGCUUGUAAAUUUUAGCGUUCUUCUAGCUGCGUUGAAAUGGGGCGUUACAGAGUCCAAAUGGCUCACGCAUAUUCCAGACAGGGAGUCCAGUCAAGACCCAGAUCCAAGACAACCGGCAGUCGAUUUCAUGUCUUCCCAACAACUCCCCCCGAGCGGCCAUUCUUCUGCUCCUGUGCACUCAAUCGAUCCUCCUCGUCCCUGUUACACUCUCCCCUCUGGCGGUCUGGCUUUCCUCGGUAGAGGGGUGGAUAUCACACGACUGGAUCUGUUCAGCUCAUUUGCACAGUCUUCUUCUUCUUCUUCUGAUGUUGGCAUGAAUUCUGCCGCCAUCAAGGGCCCAGUGGUUAACCUGACUUGCACAUUUGGAUAUGAGUGGACCAACUCUUUCAACUCCAAAACUUACAAGGUGGCUGACCAGGUGUGGAAUGUGGACAACAAGAGGGUGCAGAUGACAAAAGAAGAGGUGCACUCGUUCACUUCACACUCUGAACUGCAACAGUUCUUGGCUGCCACUGUUGGAGUGACACACGAGAACGGGAUGUUUGCUCGCACUCACACUUACAGCUCAAUCAGUGACCAGUUGCAGACAGCCACCAACUUAAUUGCGAUGGUCCACUCUCCCGUUUUGUCCUCAGAAGCAACCCUGCUGCCUAAACAGGAGCUGCAGUUGAGUGCCAUUGUGCAAAAGUAUCUUGACAACAUCGACAAAGACUUCGACUCGGAUACUGAAGGAUACAAGCGCUUCAUUGCCACCUUCGGAACCCAUUUCUUCUCAUCAGUCAGAUUCGGACCCCUUGUACAGAACAUGUUCACAAUUGACAGGAGUCUCCAGAACAUGUACGACAGAUCCCAAAUUGAGACCUUCAGUGUGGAAAGCUUCAGUAGAUGGUUCGACGAGACUCUUCUUAAAAGACACCCAGAAGUGACUGCAGCAGGUGAUCAGUUUGAUACCCUGUCUACUCGUACUUAUGAAGUGUUCGGGGGUCGAACAGAGCUGCUAGCCAGAGGAGAGACGAAUGAGUGGUUCACAACUGCCCUGGAUAGUCCGUGGGUAUAUGGAGGUCAGCUGGUUCCCAUUUACGAUCUAAUAUCUGACGAGAGGCAAAAGGAAUCAGUGCGGAAAGCAGUUGAAGCUCAUUUGGACAGAGCAUCAGUAGAGGAUAUCGAGAGUCGACUGAAAGUGGCUAUUGGGAAGUAUCAGAAUUCAGGGAGGGCCAGUGACUUAAAGAGUAUCGAGAAGGAAGUGAUACUGCUGAGACAGAAAAAGUCAAUUGAGCACACUUUGGCCAAUCACUGGGUUAAUGCCCUCAAAUACAGCCUGGCUGCUCCUAAAUGGUGGCAAGAAGCUGAGAUUUGUUUCAAGUAUGCAAACGACGUGCCUGGAAAGUACUGCAGCGGAGCUAAGCCUACUUGUGCGCCUUUGAAUCAGUUCACGGAAAUGUAUCAGGACUGGAGCAGAAAACAGGGGGGUUGUCAGAUGAUGUGGGGACUGUUUGUCCCAGCAGAAACGGAGGCGUGGUUCGAAGAGACAGUCAAGCUCUGCUUCAAUUUCAGCUCUGUCGGCCAGACAUUCCAGUGCGGGUUGGCAGACCAUAAAAAUGGAGAAGUUUGUACUGUGGUUAACCAGUACUCUGCGCCACUCUAUGAUCACACUGAUUCCAGGACCAAAGGGGGAUGCAACAUAGCCUGGAAGCUGGGACUGGACAGACCUGACUUGGCUCCCACUUGGCUGCUCAACAGUCGCUUCUGCUACAGCUACAAAAAGAGGAGCAAAAGACUGUACAUGACAGAGAGCACAGACACCAUCUGCUCUCUAGUAGGCGACUACACCGCUCCUUUCUUCGACAACUCCCACUUCAGAGCCUCCAUCAACUACGCAGAGAACUACAUACAGUGGGGAGUGUUCGACAAUCAGCACUCGCCUGUGUGAAAAACAUCGCUGAACUGGUGGUGCCAACCUAUCUUACCUAAUCUUAUUAUUCCACUCUUCUCUAAGGAAGCCAUAUCUGAUUUAGCAAGUGCUCAAUUAAAAACCUUCUAUCUUUCA